Orcinus orca (killer whale) is the source of this 3518-nucleotide messenger RNA. RefSeq names its product ubiquitin specific peptidase 1 (gene USP1). Gene Ontology annotation, molecular function: cysteine-type endopeptidase activity; cysteine-type deubiquitinase activity. The transcript has 10 exons. Lineage: Eukaryota; Metazoa; Chordata; Mammalia; Artiodactyla; Delphinidae. The record is from RefSeq and is a predicted model, not a curated record. Gene Ontology annotation, cellular component: nucleus; cytosol. Bases 321 to 2759 code for a protein of 812 amino acids. Gene Ontology annotation, biological process: protein deubiquitination; regulation of DNA repair.
CGGGGAGGGCGAUCCGGCCAGCUUUUCCGUGGGUCGUGGGCCCCCGCAGGCUCGGGGCAGGGGCUCACCUGUCGUACCCGCCCUCAGCCCGGUUAGACUUGUCGGCGUCACCGCCGCGGACCUCGCUCUGGGCCAUGACCAGAGUUACGGGAGAAACAUUUUUGAUGUAACAACCCCCAAUGAUAAGGACAGCCAGGAGCAAGAAAUGGUAUAGCAGAAGAUACGGCACCUGGUAAAAUGUUAUAUUCUAGAUAUGAUUGGUGAUUACAAGGUCCCUGUAUAAAUUAAUUCUUGUCAACUCCUUGGGAUUUGAAGAGAAAAUGCCCGGUGUCAUACCUAGUGAAAGUAAUGGGCUUUCAAGAGGUAGUCCAUCAAAAAAAAACAGACUUUCCUUGAAGUUUUUUCAGAAAAAGGAAACCAAGAGAGCCUUGGAUUUCACAGACUCUCAAGAAAAUGAAGAAAAAACUUCUGAAAUGUAUGUUAUUUUCAGUAUAUUUCUGUACUUUUUAAGAUUCCGCAUCAGUGAAAAAGCAGUGAACUUGGAUCUACUUCCUUAUCCCUUUCUCUUCUUUGUACUUAAUAGUGAUCAAGUUGUUCCUGCAGCACAGUCCUCACCUGUCAACUGUGAGAAGAGAGAAAACUUGUUACCGUUUGUGGGACUGAAUAAUCUCGGCAAUACUUGUUAUCUUAAUAGUAUACUUCAGGUAUUAUAUUUUUGUCCUGGUUUUAAAUCUGGAGUGAAGCACUUAUUUAAUAUUAUUUCAAGGAAGAAAGAAGCCCUAAAAGAUGAAGCCAGUCCAAAAGAUAAGGGAAGUUGCAAAGAAGAUUCUUCAGCAAGUUAUGAACUAAUAUGCAGCUUACAGUCCUUGAUCAUUUCAGUCGAACAGCUUCAGGCUAGUUUUCUCUUAAAUCCAGAGAAAUAUACUGAUGAACUUGCUACUCAGCCAAGGCGACUACUUAACACACUCAGGGAACUCAACCCUAUGUAUGAAGGAUAUCUACAGCAUGAUGCACAGGAAGUAUUACAGUGUAUUUUGGGAAACAUUCAAGAAACAUGCCAACUCCUAAAAAAAGAAGUAAAAAAUGUGGCAGAGUUAUCUACUAAGGUAGAAGAAAAACAUCAGAAAGAGGAAAUGAGUGGUAAUAGCAGCAUGGAGAUGGACAGUAUGAGGCAUUGUGAAGACUAUAAAGAAAAAUUGCCAAAAGUAAAUGGGAAAAGAAAAAGUGACACUGAAUUUGGUAACAUGAAGAAAAAAGUUAAAGUCUCUAAGGAACACCAGUCUUUGGAAGAAAACCAGAGACAAACCAGAUCAAAAAGAAAAGCUACAGUUGAUUCAUUAGAUAUUCCUGCUAAAAUAAUCCCCAAGUACAUUUCUGAAAAUGAGAGUGCAAGACCCUCACAAAAGAAAUCAAGAGUUAAAAUAAACUGGUUAAAGUCUGCAGCUAAGCAACCCAGCAUUAUUUCUAAAUUCUGUAGUCUGGGUAAAAUAACAACAAACCAAGAAUCCAAAGGACAAUGUAAAGAAAAUGAAUAUGAUCUUGAAGAGGACUUGGGGAAGUAUGAGAAUGAUAAUACAGCUAAUGGUUGUGAACUUGAAUCUCCAGGGAAUAAUGUUAUGCCUGCUAAUGAAGUUAAGCCCAUAAACAAAGGUGCAGAGCAAAUUGGUUUUGAGCUAGUGGAGAAAUUAUUUCAAGGUCAGCUGGUAUUAAGGACUCGUUGCUUAGAAUGUGAAAGUUUAACAGAAAGAAGAGAAGAUUUUCAAGACAUCAGUGUACCAGUGCAAGAAGAUGAGCUUUCCAAAGUAGAGGAGAGUUCUGAAAUUUCUCCAGAGCCAAAAACAGAAAUGAAGACCCUGAGAUGGGCAAUUUCACAGUUUGCUUCAGUGGAGAGGAUUGUAGGAGAAGAUAAAUAUUUCUGUGAAAAUUGCCAUCAUUAUACUGAAGCUGAACGAAGUCUUUUGUUUGACAAAAUGCCUGAAGUUAUAACUAUUCAUUUGAAGUGCUUUGCUGCUAGUGGCUUGGAGUUUGAUUGUUAUGGUGGUGGACUUUCCAAGAUCAACACUCCUUUACUGACACCUCUUAAACUGUCACUAGAAGAAUGGAGCACAAAGCCAACCAACGACAGCUAUGGAUUAUUUGCAGUUGUGAUGCAUAGUGGCAUUACAAUUAGUAGUGGGCAUUAUACUGCUUCUGUUAAAGUCACUGACCUUAACAGUUUAGAACUAGAUAAGGAAAAUUUUGUGAUCGACCAAAUGUGUGAUAUAGGUAAGCCAGAACCAUUGAAUGAGGAGGAAGCAAGGGGUGUGGUCGAAAACUAUGACGAUGAAGAAGUGUCGAUUAGAGUCAGUGGAAAUACCCAGCCAAGUAAAGUUUUGAACAAAAAAAAUGUAGAAGCUAUUGGACUUCUUGGAGGACAAAAGAGUAAAGCAGAUUAUGAGUUAUACAACAAAGCAUCUAAUCCUGAUAAAGUUGCCAGUACAGCAUUUGCUGAAAAUAGAAAUUCUGAGACUAACAAUACUAAUGGGACCCAUGAAUCUGAUAGAAACAAGGAAUCCAAUGACCAAACAGGCAUUAACAUGAGUGGUUUUGAAAACAAAAUUUCAUAUGUAGUGCAAAGCUUAAAGGAGUAUGAGGGGAAGUGGUUGCUUUUUGAUGAUUCUGAAGUGAAAGUUACUGAAGAGAAGGACUUUUUAAAUUCUCUUUCCCCUUCUACAUCUCCUACAUCUACUCCUUACUUGCUAUUUUAUAAGAAAUUAUAGAGUGAGUGUAUUUUCCUUGUGUAUAUAUUAAACGGACCUGGACAAACAUUGGUAAAUUGAUUACAUCAAAAAGUCUUUAGCUUAUCUUUUGAAGCUAUUGGAUAUUAUUGGUUUCUCUGGGUUUUUAUAUAAAUAGUAAAAAUUUGAGUUACUGAAAUCCAUGUUAAUUUUUAGAAUUCAUUUUCCUUAGUGGAGACUAGUGAUUGAUGCAUUAGCUUCUGGGAACAAACUUGUAUAGGUUCUUAACUGAAUUAUUCAAAAUGGAAGCAUUUAAACACUUUGAAUUUACACCUAUCUUUUGUGUUUGCUUUUUCAAAUAAAGUGCUUGUAUUUGUAUCUCCAUAUUUUGGAGUACUUAUCUACAUGAUGUUUAUAGGUUCUGUGGUUUUUCAGCUCAGAAGCAGAAUCUCAUUUCAGUACAUUUAGUUUUGUAAGUCAUAAAGCCAGAUCUUGGAUGGGCUGUAUUAGAGGCACGUGUAUGUAUUCACAAUAGUGCACAUUUUGUGCCUUCAAUCACUUUGAAAAGCAUCUCAGAAAACCUGAAGAGUCAGUCCUCUUCUAUCUUCACAAGAAUUUUAUAUGUAUUUAUGAAAAUGAUUCUGUACCCUAGUAAAUCUUUUUCAGUGUGGACUAAUUUGUAUCUCUUCAUAGUCAUACUCUGCAUGAUCUGUAUAUAAUGCAUCGAACUUAGAGGUGUGACCUUAAAUUUAACUUUUUUAAAAAAACCAGGAGGUCAAUAAAAUUUAAACUGCUUAACAA